GGAGCUUUGAAGGGGCAGGGCUGGGUGGGAGGAGCCUUCCAAUAAAGCCUCGGAGCAGACCCAAAUCCUGCGAGGCUCUUCAUCCUCCGACAGAAGGUGGCCUCCGGGACAAGAGCUUUAGGCAGGACUUCACAGAGCACCGGCAGAGCACGGGCGGCUAUCAUCAAACAAUGUCACAUUCCAAGGAGUCAGAUGAACUUAUUUUCUUUGUGAAUGGGAAAAAAAUCAUUGAGAGGAAUGCAGAUCCAGAAGUCAAUUUACUGUUCUAUCUGAGAAAAAACAUCCGACUCACAGGCACAAAGUACAGCUGUGGAGGAGGUGACUGUGGUGCCUGCACGGUGAUGAUUUCGAGAUACGACCCCAUCUCCAAAAAGAUCAGUCAUUUCUCGGUUGCUGCCUGCCUGGUCCCUAUCUGCUCUCUCUAUGGGGCUGCCGUCACCACGGUGGAAGGCAUUGGAAGCAUCAAAACCAGGAUUCACCCUGUCCAGGAGAGGAUUGCCAAAAGCCACGGUACCCAGUGCGGGUUCUGCACGCCAGGCAUGGUGAUGAGCAUCUACACGCUCCUGAGGAACCACCCGGAGCCGUCCACAGAACAGAUCAUGGAAAGCUUGAGUGGUAAUUUAUGCCGCUGCACUGGAUACAGACCCAUUGUGGAGAGCGUGAAAAGUUUCAGCCCCAGUUCAUCCUGCUGCUUGAUGUAUGGGAAAGAGAAAUGUUGCUUGGAUGAAGAAAAGAAUGAGCCAGAGGGAAAAACCAGUGCUUUCUCCAAGUUGUAUAAAAAAGAAGAAUUUCAGCCCUUAGACGUAACUCAGGAGUUUAUAUUUCCACCUGAACUAAAGAGGAUGGCAGAGGAUCCCCAAAACAGAACUCUGACUUUUCACGGGGAGAGGACUACCUGGAUUGCCCCGGGAACCCUAACAGACCUUCUGGAACUGAAAAUGAAGUACCCCGGCGCCCCGCUCGUGAUAGGCAACACCUCUCUUGGGAUUGAAAUGAAGUUCAAAGAAGUUUCUUAUCCAAUUAUUAUCUCUCCUGCAAGGAUCUUGGAGUUAUUUGCAGUGACAAAUACAAAGGAAGGGCUGAUACUGGGCGCUGGCCUCAGCCUGAGCCAGGUGAAGGACAUCUUGGCUGAUGUGGUCUCCAGGCUCCCCAAGGAGAGGACACAGAUGUACUGCGCUCUCCUGAAGCAUCUGAGGACCCUGGCUGGGCAGCAGAUCAGGAACAUGGCUUCCUUAGGUGGUCAUAUCAUCAGCAGACUGCCGACCUCUGACCUUAACCCUGUUUUGGGUGUAGGGAAGUGCAUCCUCAAUGUUGCUUCAACAGAAGGAAUACAGCAAAUUCCUCUGAACGACCGUUUUCUUGCCGGACUACCAGAUGCAAGCCUGAAGCCUGACCAAGUGCUCAUCUCAGUUUUCAUGCCCCUCUCCAGGAAGGGGGAGUUCCUAUCAGCCUUCAGGCAGGCCCCACGCCAACAAAAUGCCUUUGCAGUCGUGAAUGCUGGGAUGAGAGUUGUUUUCAAAAACAACACAAGCACCAUUAAAGACUUGAGCAUCUUGUAUGGAGGAAUCGGCGCCACCGUAAUCGGUGCAAAUAAAUCCUGCCAGCAGCUGAUCGGGAGGCACUGGGAUGAAGAGAUGUUGAAGGAAGCUUGCGGGAUGGUUCUAGAAGAAAUCUCCCUGCCGGCAUCAGCCCCCGGAGGAAUGGUGGACUACCGAAGAACACUUACCACAAGUUUCCUCUACAAAUUUUACUUAGAUGUGUUGAAGCGGCUAAAGAUGAGGGAACCCUGUGGAGACUGUGACAUCUCCAAGAACCUCUGCCAAGACCUGGAAGACUUUCCUUUGACCAUGCCUCAUGGGGUGCAGUCAUUUAAGGAUGUAGACUCCCAGCAGCCUCUUCGAGACCCAGUCGGGCGUCCCAUCAUGCAUCAGUCUGGCAUUAAACACGCCACGGGGGAGGCAGUAUUUUGCGAUGAUAUGUCUCCCUUGGCAGAGGAGCUCUUCCUGGCUGUGGUAACCAGCACCAGGCCACAUGCUAGAAUCAUCUCCCUUGAUGCCUCCGAGGCCUUGGCAUCACCUGGUGUGUUUGAUGUGAUAACGGCCCAAGACGUUCCUGGUGACAACGGCAGAGAAGAAGAGUGCCUGUAUGCACAGGAUGAGGUGAUCUGCGUGGGUCAGAUCAUCUGUGCAGUGGCUGCUGACUCUUACGCUCAUGCCAAGCAGGCCUCCAAAAAAGUGCAGAUUGUCUAUGAAGAUUUGGAGCCCACGAUUGUGACUGUUCAGGACGCGCUGCAACAUGAAUCAUUUAUUGGACCUGAGAAAAAACUAGAACAAGGGGAUGUCCAGUUGGCAUUUAACUGUGUUGAUCAGAUCCUCGAAGGGGAGGUACACUUUGGAGGCCAGGAACAUUUUUACAUGGAGACUCAAAGCGUACGUGUGGUACCUAAGGGAGAGGAUGAGCAGAUAGACAUCUAUGUGUCAAGCCAGGACGCAGCAUUCACACAGGAAAUGGUGGCUCGCACCUUGGGCAUGCCAAAGAAUAGGAUCAACUGUCAUGUGAAAAGGGUUGGUGGAGCCUUCGGAGGGAAAGCAACCAAGCCUGGGCUCCUGGCAUCCGUGGCAGCCGUGGCUGCACAGAAGACUGGCUGCUCGAUCCGUUUUAUUCUAGAGCGUGGGGAUGACAUGCUGAUAACCGGAGGACGCCACCCACUACUCGGGAAAUACAAGAUUGGCUUUAUGAACGACGGGAAAAUCAAGGCAGCAGACAUCCAGUUUUACAUCAAUGGAGGCUGCACACCAGAUGAUUCUGAACUGGUGAUAGAAUAUGCUUUGCUCAAACUGGAAAAUGCUUACAAGAUCCCCAACCUUUGUGUCCGAGGUCGUGUCUGUAGGACCAACUUGCCAUCCAAUACAGCCUUCCGGGGAUUUGGCUUUCCUCAGGGGGCAUUUGUGACAGAAACCUGGGUGUCAGCUGUGGCAGCCAAAUGUCACUUGCCACCAGAGAAGGUUCGAGAGUUAAACAUGUACAAAGACAUUGAUAGGACAAUUCACAAGCAAGAAUUUGACCCAAAGAAUCUGAUAAAGUGCUGGGAGAUGUGUAUGGAAAAUUCCUCCUACUACAAAAGGAAGAAGGCUGUGGACGAAUUUAACCAGCAGAGCUUUUGGAAGAAGAGAGGGCUGGCCAUCAUCCCCAUGAAAUUCUCGGUUGGGUUUCCAAAGACAUUUUAUUAUCAGGCUGCUGCUUUGGUCCAAAUCUACACAGAUGGGUCUGUGCUGGUUGCUCACGGAGGUGUUGAACUGGGACAAGGUAUUAACACCAAAAUGAUACAGGUGGCCAGCCGUGAAUUAGAGAUACCGAUGUCUUACAUACAUCUGGAUGAAAUGAACACCAUGACAGUCCCCAACACAAUUGGCACUGGAGGCUCCACUGGGGCUGAUGUCAACGGGAAAGCCGUUCAGAAUGCCUGCCAGAUCCUCAUGAAGCGCCUAGAACCCAUCAUCAGCCAGAACCCUAAUGGUACCUGGGAAGAGUGGGUUAACGAAGCUUUUAUUCAAAGCAUUAGCCUCUCCGCUACUGGAUAUUUUAGGGGCUACAGAGCUGGCAUGGACUGGGAGAAGGGAGAAGGUGACAUUUAUCCCUAUUUUGUUUUUGGAGCUGCCUGCUCUGAGGUUGAAAUUGAUUGUCUGACGGGCGCUCACAAGAACAUUAGAACCGACAUUGUUAUGGAUGGAUCUUUCAGCAUAAACCCUGCCGUGGACAUAGGCCAGAUCGAAGGGGCGUUCGUUCAAGGUGUUGGACUCUAUACUCUAGAGGAACUGAAAUAUUCACCUGAAGGGGUCCUAUACACCCGUGGUCCAAACCAGUACAAAAUACCUUCAGUUACCGAUGUCCCAGAAGAAUUCCACGUGUCACUGCUGCCGCCAACCCCAAACCCAAAAGCCAUCUACUCUUCUAAGGGCCUUGGCGAAGCUGGAAUGUUUCUGGGCUCUUCUGUGUUCUUUGCUAUUGCUGAUGCCGUGGCUGCAGCUCGAAAAGAGAGAGGCUUGCCCCCAAUUUGGUCGAUGAACAGCCCUGCCACAGCAGAAGUAAUCCGAAUGUCCUGUGAGGACCAGUUCACCAACAUGGUUCCAAAAAUGGAUUCUAAAUGCUCUAAGCCAUGGUCCAUCCCAGUUGCUUAAUGCUUGGGGUUCACACACAAACGCAUAUACAACAGGCGACUGGUAUAAACAUCUUUAUCUAAAACACACGGCAACUUUGGGACAAAUCUUAAAGUUUCAUCUCUGUAACACAUCUUGUAAUCUUUAAUCAUGUGCACCGUAAGCAAUGGAGUUUGUGGAGCUAUGGCCAAAGGUGAUCUUUCAUUCAAAUAUAAUAAACAGCAUUCUCUACUGUUUGAAGAGACACCAUGACCACAGCAACUCUUACAAAGGAAAACACUUAAUUGGGGCUGGCUUGCAGUUCGGAGGUUUACUCCAUUAUCACCAUUGCAGCAAACAUGGCGGCGUGCAGGCAGACGUGGUGCUGGAGAAGGAGCUGAGAGUUGUACAUCUUGAUCCACAGGCAGAAGAAGACUGUGUGCUGCCCUGGGCCUAGCUUGAGCCUAUGAGAUCUCCAAGCCUGCUAGUGACAUACCUAGUCCAGCAAGAUCAGACCUUCUAACAGUGCCACUCCCUCUGGGCCAAGCAUUCACAGACAUGAGUCCACAGGGAGCCAUAUCUAUUCAAACCAGCACAGACAUGAAGGUUCUUAUCCUGCUUUCAUUUGAAUUUUCUCACUCCUUCAUCAGAAUUAUUAGGUAUUUAUGUACUUAGAUCGGCCUUGUUAUUCAAUGUUUUAGCUUUAUUAUUUUCUAAGCAGUUUUUUGUUUGUUUGUUUGUUUGUUUGUUCGUUUUGCUUUGUCUUUUGGAACCUAGAUAUUCCUAAUUUCUCUGUUGAUAUGAUUUUCCUUUUUCACUGCCUUUUGACGUAAAUGUUCAGUUUCCUUUUUUAAAUCAUUGGGGGUUUAAUGAAAAUAUCUAAAGCUAUUGCAUUUCAGGGGCCAGAGAGAUGGUUCGGUGGUUAAGGACACUGGCUGCUCUUGCAGAGCGCCCAGAUUCGGUUCUCAACACCAAAACGGUGGUUUACAACCACCUGUACCUGCACUUCCAGUAUAUCUAACAACCUCUUCUGGACCGUGGGGGUACUGUACCCACAUGGCACAAAUAUAUACCGGGAGAUAAAACACUCACAUACAUAAAAUAACGAUAAAUGAAUCAAAAAUUAAUUUUUAAAAAUUAUUUAAUUCACUUAAGAUACGGCAAUAGUUGAAUCUUACAGAUUUCAGAAACAGGCUUUUUGUUGUCUUUUGUUUGGUUGGUUGGUUUGGUUUUAGACAGAGGACCUUGUUGUGUAGUCCCAAACUAUCCUUGAAUCCAAAAUCGUUCUUCCUUAGCUUCCUGGGUGCUGUGAUUACAGGCAUGCACCAUCAAGCAUAACUGUGUGAUUUAUUUCUCUAUAAACUUUAUUUUCUGUUUUCAUUCCUUCUUUGGGCCUAAAUAUAUAGAAAUUUUAUUGAAAAACA
This is a messenger RNA of Meriones unguiculatus (Mongolian gerbil), 5560 nucleotides long. Its product is annotated as aldehyde oxidase 3. The record is from RefSeq and is a predicted model, not a curated record. Bases 171 to 4178 code for a protein of 1335 amino acids. The transcript has 35 exons. Gene Ontology annotation, molecular function: 2 iron, 2 sulfur cluster binding; FAD binding; iron ion binding. Lineage: Eukaryota; Metazoa; Chordata; Mammalia; Rodentia; Muridae.